AUGAAUUUAAGCGACAGCAAUUCAACGGAAGAACCAGUUCAAUGGUUUCCAGGAUUACAAAUCACUGCUUGUAUUUUGUAUUCUAUUGUAUUGCUUGUUGGUAUUAUUGGAAACGUGUUGGUGAUUGCUAUUGUGAUAAAAUAUCGAGAUAUGCGCAAUGCCACUAAUCUUCUACUAACAAAUUUAUCCAUUGCUGAUUUAUUUCAUUUAUUAUUUUGCACAGCAGAGGGCUAUCAACAUUUAUAUGGAAGAGAUAAAUAUGUUUUAGGAAGUUUUAUGUGUAGCUUCAGUCCAUUUGUUCAAAAUGCAACAUCAACAUGUUCUGUAUUAAUAAUAAUGGCAAUCAGUUAUGAAAGAUAUGUUGCUAUCUGUCAACCACUCAAAACAUCUUCUCUUCAUCUAACUUUAUUUCGAACACUACCAACUGUCAUCUUUUUCUGGUUUAUUUCCAGUUUAAUUUCAUUUCCGUUUUUCAUGUAUUCCAAUACGACAUUUGAACAAUCAACAUAUAGCGAAAUAAUUGUUACAUGUUUUACACGUUUCCCAGAAACAUGGGCUAAUCAAUAUUUAAUAUCAUUUACUCUAUGUCUUUAUCUAUUGAUUUUUGUAAUGCUUUGCUAUUGGCAUUUUGCAAUAUGUUGCAUAUUGUUUAAUCGGGAAGCACUUUUACGUGACAAUACUAUUGUCACAAGAUAUCGUCGUCAAGUCGCACAAUUACUUAUUACAUUAAUAAUAACCUUUUUUAUACUUAUUUUACCGUAUAAAAUCUGGGCCUUUUUUCAACAACGCUUAAGUCAAGAUGAAUUUUAUCGAAUAGGCUUUCAUCGGCAUUCAUUUAUUAUUAUUUUUACACGUUCACUAUAUUAUCUUAACUCGGCUAUCAAUCCAUUGUUAUAUUCAAUAAUGUCAACAAAAUUUCGUCAAAGUUUUUUUCUACUAUAUGAUGAUUGUCGUCGAUCAUCAAAACAUCAACAAUCAUGUACUGUACUUUUCUAUAAAGAACAUAAUGGGAAAAAAGUGAGAGGUGCAAAUGGACAUGGGUAUGCUGGUACAAUAUCAACAGGAGCAAAACCUUCGUAUCAUCAAACUAAUGGAGGUCUUCAUCCCGAGACAAAAUCACUUCUUGCCGAUCAUGCACCAAACCCAGCAAUAGAAGUUCGAAUGGAUAUUUCAAAGUAUAGCUUUUUUGAAUCCUAUAUUUGA
Rotaria socialis is the source of this 1203-nucleotide messenger RNA. The record is from the annotation of a GenBank genome assembly. Lineage: Eukaryota; Metazoa; Rotifera; Eurotatoria; Philodinida; Philodinidae.